Phanerochaete carnosa HHB-10118-sp is the source of this 969-nucleotide messenger RNA. RefSeq lists its product as uncharacterized. NCBI's taxonomy places the organism in Eukaryota, Fungi, Basidiomycota, Agaricomycetes, Polyporales, Phanerochaetaceae. The record is from RefSeq and is a predicted model, not a curated record. The coding region runs from base 90 to 887 and encodes 265 amino acids. Gene Ontology annotation, biological process: error-prone translesion synthesis; error-free translesion synthesis. Gene Ontology annotation, cellular component: nucleus. The transcript has 4 exons. Gene Ontology annotation, molecular function: deoxycytidyl transferase activity; DNA-directed DNA polymerase activity.
AAGCCACCGCUUUUGUUCGCGGCCAGGGCAUGUAUAUAUUUUAUUUUGGCCUCUUUCUGUAAAUACUUUUAUCUAUCUACCGUCCCACCAUGGACAAGUUCGUGACCGUCGUCAAGCCAUCAACCGCGAGAACGCUCGGCGGUGCCGCCACAAGCGAACCCGCAGGGGGCAAGCAACCGAAGCAGAAGCCGCGCCCAGCCUACAGAUACAAUCCAUACACUGACGCCGACGCGAAUAAGCGAAGACCGGGAGACUGGAAGGAGAAACGGAGGGUCGAGAACCUGCUUGCGCCCCUUGUCAAGAAUGGGGUAAAGCCCACCCGGGCUGUGCUCACGAAGCAUCUAUUGAGCACUCUCGCCGACGAGUCCAACCCCAUCACUCACUCCGAUAUCUCUCAACGUUCGGAUUAUGUGGCCUCAACUGCGACUGGACAUCAGCGCUCAGAGGGUCGUGGAAACCACAAGCCAUACCUCGAGGCCCGCAGCAAGAAGCUAGAAGAACAACUGCCGGCGAGUGACUCGGCCCCUGAGACGAAUGUGCUGAGAGGUAUCCGGGUGUACAUUAACGGCUAUCUGGCAAACUCCACCGACAUCGAGAUGAAGAGAAUAGUUAAGCUCGCGGGGGGCGAUGUCAUGUACACUGCCUCAGGCGCCACGCACAUCCUGACCUCGCAGCAACUUAGCGGAACAAAGACGCAGAAAAUACUUUCUGGCAAUUCGAGGAGUAUUGUGUAUGUUGUACGCCCAGAGUGGAUCACCGACAGCAUUGAGGCUGGGAAUAGGCUGCCUGAACGCAUCUAUUCAGUGCUCCCGAAGGACGCCACCAAGACUUUGUUCGAUAUGCCGGAGGCUGGACCCUCCUGCGAUACGCCCGCUGAGCUGGAAUGAGCCAAUCUCUCUACGCAGCACUGCUGGGUUAUAUUUAAAGCUACAUAUGCAAUGCAUUCAUUGUUCACGUCGAGGCUGACGU